CCCCCCCCCCACUCACGAAGAGAUAAUCACUACUAUAGGGGAGAUCUAGCUCAUUAGCCCAUUAGCUCAUUGAAAGCAUCGCUCACAUAUUUUACGACUUGUACACUUCCAAACUAUGGCAACCUCAACGACAACAGAAACUCCUGCCUCUGGAGAGUCAUUCAAGUCUCUCUUUGGGCAGCGACUGGAGCCCUAUUUAGCUCUUUCAAAGUCUGCCAAGGGCGUAGGCUGUGUCCAACUUAUUAAAGACGCGUUGGCUGCGCCAGGUGUGAUGGUCUUUGGCGAGCUUCUUGAUAUGCCAAACGUGGUAGAUCUAAAAGCGAAUCCAGAACAUUCCCGCUACUACAGAUUACUUGAGAUUUUCUCGUUCGGGACCUUUCAGGACUAUCAGCAGAAUAAGGAUAGCUUGCCAGAGAUCUCCGAUACCCAAAGGACAAAGUUACAACAGCUAUCAAUCGUUACAUUGUCCGAACGAACGAGAGCUAUUCCAUACAAGGAUCUCUUGGAGUACCUCGAGAUUGACAACGUCCGCCAGUUAGAAGACUUGAUCAUGGAUGCAAUUUAUCAGAAUGUGAUUAAUGCCAAUCUAGACCAGAAACUGAAGCUGGUUGAGGUUCACUCUGCUAUGGGCAGGGAUUUGCGUCCUGGUCAAGCCCAGGUUAUGCUCAAAGUGCUGGAAGAUUGGACAAAAACGUCCGAAGCUCUAUUAAAGGCAUUAAGUGCGAAGAUGACCCAAGUCCAGCAGAAUUAUGAGCGAGAGAAACAAGCCAGAGAAGCGUUUGAGAAAGAGCUAGAAAGAAUCAAAAACGAAAAUGCACCAUCAGGGUCUGGAAAGCACCGUAAGCUAGCUGGGGCUAGUACAGCAAUGAUGGAUUAUGAAAUGGGAGAUCAGCACGGCUUCCAGAGUCCCGAGUUUAUGGGCGAAAUAGAGCGAAUGUCGUAUGGUGGAGCUGCAGGCAAGCGGACUGGCAAACGUGUACCUCGGGGAUAAGUAGUGUUUUCAUGACCAUAUGUAUAUGAUGAGGGGAUACUGGAGUUUUUCUCUCUCGCCGAGGAAUAGGUCCUUGUUACAUCUUACGGAUUCAAAUAAACCUCA
Molecule: messenger RNA, 1096 nt
Organism: Lobosporangium transversale
Lineage: Eukaryota; Fungi; Mortierellomycota; Mortierellomycetes; Mortierellales; Mortierellaceae
Exons: 6
Coding region: 116-991 (291 amino acids)
Cellular component (GO): COP9 signalosome
Source: RefSeq, a predicted model, not a curated record